AUGGUGGAGAAAAGAAAAGAAGGCGUUAGGUACCAUUUGAAGGAGGAGUACUCACAUCAUGCACCUGAAAAUCCACGAGAGUUGUUUAACCUACGCCAUGCAUCAUUAAGAAAUUCUAUUGAACGUGUUUUUGGAGUCCUAAAGAAAAGGUUUCCAAUAAUCAGAAGUGGAACUGAACCAUUUUAUUCAUGUGAAACUCAAUCGUCCAUAUUCUUGGCAUGUUGUAUCCUUCACAACUUUCUACUUGAGGAAGAUCGUGACCAAGAACUUGAAGACAAAGUGAUACAAGAGCUGUUAAACGGAACACCGGAUGAAAAUCAUGAUCCAACAAGAGACACAGAUGGCGGGGGAGAACAAAUAAGAAAUUCAAUUGCAAAUCAAAUGUGGAAUGACUAUGUAUCGGGAUUGAACAAUGAAGUUAAUAUGUCGUGAUUAGUGCUUUU
Messenger RNA from Erigeron canadensis, 443 nucleotides. RefSeq lists its product as uncharacterized. NCBI's taxonomy places the organism in Eukaryota, Viridiplantae, Streptophyta, Magnoliopsida, Asterales, Asteraceae. The record is from RefSeq and is a predicted model, not a curated record. The transcript is spliced from 2 exons. Bases 1 to 432 code for a protein of 143 amino acids.